UUUUCAAAUAAUGUGUGGUGGGCUUGAUAUAUAUAAGAAGUGAAAAUAUGCCCGUUCUAAGAUUUUUUAGAAAAAAAAUGGCCGUUGGUGAUGGUUUCCAUGUGUUUAAAUCAGACCAAUCAUACUGAAUAUCCUUCGCCUGCCUGCCCCUUUGUAUCUUUGAAUCCGUUUCUUUCUUUCUCAGUAUCUCUUUCUUUGAUCUUUUUAAUUUCAAAACUAUACUUGCAGAUCAGUUUCUUCUCUUGCUUCACUUUGGAUCUGCAAAGGCGCUUCCUCUCCUUCCCACAUCGACUUCUUCUAAAUUAAGAAUCUUGAAGCUGCGUAAGGUUGACUCUAGAGAUGCACAUAUUCAGUUCUUUUAUAUGGAAGUGGUGCAUUGGUUGCUGUGUGGUUGGCACCAGCAAUUGUCAAUGCUGUGGAUUCUAUUCCUUUGGUGGUCUGUUGUUGCUGAUGGAACUAGCAUGUCUAUUAAGAGGUGUAUUGGAUGACACUUUAGAAGCCGUCUGAAGAAGAUGAGGUGAUAUACAGUUUGGAACAUAAGAUGUUGAAUCAAGGGGUGCAGCCUGCAGUUUGGUGUGCAACCAAAAUUUUACUAUUUUUUGGGUUGAUCUAUAAUGAUUUGGAGAGAAUAUACAGGGGAAAAUCAUCACAAAGUAGGAAUUGGGGUAUGCAGCUUUAUCUUUUUGACAAGCAACCAUGGAAAAUGAAGGAUAAUAUCUACUCCUUUAGAGUAUGCAACUUUUGUUAUGGUGGUCAGAGAAUGCAAUCUUGGCAUAGGAGGACUACUGGUCGUACAGGGCAUUCCACAAAAGGGCAAUUGACUUUGGAAGAGGAUGAGAUAUUGCGGAAGACUCUUCAAUGAUUCAAGGGAAAGAACCGGAAGAAAAGUGCGGAAUGUUUCAUGGACUGGACAAUUGUGCAGUGCUUACACACGGUGUGUUUUGCUAUCUCUUGGGACUCGAAAAAUGUACAGUGCUUACGCAUGGUGUGUUUUGCUAUCUCUUGCGGAAUGUUUCAAGGACCGCGGAAUGUUUCAAGGACUGGUCUGUACGGUACACACAUGGUCUAUAUACGCAUGGUGUGAAUAUGAAAGUUUGUGUGUGUUGCUAUCUCUUGCGGAAUGUUUCAAGGACUGGUCUGUACGGGGAAAAUCAUCACAAAGUAGGAAUUGGGGUAUGCAACUUUAUCUUUUUGACAAGCAACCAUGGAAAAUGAAGGAUAAUAUCUACUCCUUUAGAGUAUGCAACUUUUGUUAUGGUGGUCAGAGAAUGCAAUCUUGGCAUAGGAUGAGAUAUUGCGGAAGAGUCUUCAAUGAUUCAAGGGAAAGAACCAGAGGAAAAUUGCAGAAUGUUUCAGGGACUGGACAAAUGUACAGUGCUUACACAUGGACUGGUCUGUACACACAUGGUGUGAAUAUCGAAGUUUGUGUGUUUUGCUAUCUCUUGUGGAAUGUUUCAAGGACUGGACAAAUGUACAAUGCUUACAUAGGUGGCAGAAAGUCUUGAAUCCAGAACUUAGUAGGAAUAACUUAUCUAGUUGUUGUAGCAGAUUUUAAGGAGAUAUUGUAGAAAACAUAUAAAGCUAAUGAUGUUAGCUUUUUAGGUAGGGAAUGCGACUUCUGAUAAUUUACAUUAGCUCUAAUGAUAAAAGGGGAAAAAUCUUGCACAACUUUAAGUAGAAAUACAAGUGUGAGAAGGACACGCAUACGAGCGAAGAUGUGGAAGCGACAUUAGCUCAAAGGUUGGAGAUAGGAGAGUUAAUGGAGGUUGCGAGAGUCAAAGUAUAUGAAGCCUUUACCUUCACUGGUAGAAAAUAGAGAUACGAAGCCAAAGUGAGGAUCACAUUUUGCCUAUAUUCAAGAAUAAGAAUAUGAGACCUUUCUAACAAAUUAUGUUCCUUCAACAUCAAAGUUUGUUAUUUAGGUUCACACCAUUGGAGAAUAACUAUUUUUAUUUCGAACUAUGUAAGGUUCACACAACUAGGUUUAUGAUAUAUUUAUUCGGUUUAUGGUAUAUUUAUAAGGAAGAACAUUUAUUUUUAUGCGGACAUCAAGCAUGUGGAGAAGGUUGAUAACAAGCCAACUUUAAGGAUGGCAAGGGAAAAAUCUUACAUGAUUGGUAAGUAGAAAUACAAUUGUGAGGAGGACACACACAUAUAGCCAAGACGAGGAUGGGACAUUAACUUUAAGGUAGAGAGAAGAGUUCGUGGAGGCUUUUAGGACUCGAAGUAAACCUUCACUGGUAUCAAAUAGAGAUUCAAGUAUAAAGACAAAGGCGACACGAAUCCAAACUGAGGAUGAGGACGUUGGAAUAGCGUAAGGAUGUGAAUAUAAACUAUAAGAAGAAGAAGGAUAGCAAACCAAGGUGAGGAGGUCAUAUUAGCUAUAAUGAUGGAAGGGAAGAAUCUUCCACAACUGGUAAGAAGAAUACAAGUGUGAGGAGGACAUGCAUACGAAACCAUAUUAGCUAUAAUGAUGGAAAGGGAGAAUCUUCCACAAUUGGCAAGAAGAAUACAAGUGUGAGGAGGACAUGCAUACAAACCAAGAUGCGGAAGUGACAUUAGUUCUAAGGAUGCUGAAAGGUUUUCAUUUAGACUUUCAAGACUCUAAGCAUGAGACUUUCACUAGUAUCAAAUAGGGAUUUAAGAGACAAGGGGGCAUACGAAUCCAAAAUAUGGAUGAGGAUGUUGAACUAAGAUUCAAGCAUGAGAACCAAGAGGAUAUGAAAUUAAAAUGAGAAUUAGUACGUUGAAUUAACUCAAAGAUUGUAAACAGAAAAUAACCUAUUAAGAUUUUAUAAUAAUUUACUCGAAUGCCAAAUAUGAGGAGGGUAAUAGCCAAGAUGAGGAGACUACAUUAGCUCUAAGGAUGGAAAAGGGAAAAUCUUGCUCGAUUGAUAAGUAGAAUACAAGUGUGAGGAGGGCACUUAUACGAAGCCAAAUUUUGGAUGCGACAUUAGCUCAAGGAUUGUAGAGAGAAAAAUUCAUUUAGGCUUUUUAGACACCAAAAAUGAAACCUUUAUUAGUAUCAAACAGAGAUUCAAGUAUAAGCAUCAAGUAUGAGUAGUAGGAAGACAACAAGUCGAGAUGAGGUGCCAACCAUAUUUGCUCUAGGUAUAGAAAGGGAAAGGGAAAGGGGAAAAAAAUAGUUUAACUAUUUUUUAAACUUCGAUAAAAUUUCAUUAUAAUUUUUUUCAUUAUACAAUUUUAGUCAAAAAUCUAAGUUAAUACUAGUUUUACUAUUGUCUUGAAAAAUUAGUUUAUCUAUUUUUUAAACAUUGAUAGAAUUUUACCAUAAUUUCUUUAAUUAUACAUUUUUAGCCAAAAAUCCAACUUAAUACUAGUUUUACCCUUGUUUUCAACUUUAAGAACUCUAAGCAACUCUUGAGGCUAUUCCAAACAGAUAUUCGAUUGUUGUUUCAAAAUCUUGCAUGACUCGUAAGUAGAAAUACAAUUGUGAGGAGAACACACACAUACGGAGCCAAGCUGUAAAUGUGACAUUAGCUUUAAGGUUGUGGAGAAAAUAUUUCAUAGAGGCUUUUAGGACUUGAAGUAUGGAACCUUCACUGGUAUCAAACAAAAAUUCAUGUAUGAGGACAAGGGCAACACAAAGCCAAACUAAGGAUAGGGGCGUCGAAUUAACAAAAUGGUUAUCGAAAGAAAAAUUGCCUUUUAAGAUUUUAUAAUAAUGCAAGGACGUGAAUAUGAAGUAUAAGCAGGAGGACAAGCAAACUUAGAUGAGGAGUUUAUAUGAGCUUUAAUUAUGGAAAGGGAAAGUUUUGCAAGACUGAUAAGAAGAAUACAAGUGUGAGGCGAAUACUCAUACGAAGCCGAGAGGAGGAUGCGACAUUAGCUCUAAGGUUUGCAGAGAGUUCAUUUAGGUUUUUAGGAUUUGAAGUAUGAGACCUUUAAGGACGCGAGCAUCAAGUAUGAGGAGGCCACAUUUGCUCUAAGGAUAAUAGAAAACAAAAAUCUUGCACGACUAGAAAGUAGGAAUUACAAAAAUGAGGACACACAUAGGAAGCCAAGAUGAAGAUGUGAUAUUAGCUCUAAGGUUGUAUAAAGAAGAGUUCAUGGACGUUUUUAGGACUCAAAGUAUGAAACGUUCACUUGUAUCAAAUAGAGGUUCGAGUAUAACGACUAAAGUGACACGAAUCCAAACUAAGGAUGAGAACGUUGAAUUAACUCAAUGGUUAUUGAAAGAAAAAUAGCCGAUUAAGAUUUUAUAAUAAUGUAAGGAUGAUAAUAUCAAGUAUAAGGAGAAGUAGGAGCCCAUGAUAGUUUUAAUGAUAGGAAGGGAAAAUCUUGCACGACUGGUAAGAAAAAUACAAGUGUGAGGAUACACAUUCGAAGCAAAGAUAAGGAUGCGAUAUUAGCUCUUAGGUUGUGUUAAGAAGAGUUCAUUUAGGCUUUUAGGCCUAAAGUAUGAAAACUUUAAAGAUGCAAACAUCAGGUAUGCGAAGGCUGAUAACAAGCCAAAUUUAAGGAUGGAAAGGGAAAUUCUUACAUGACUUGUAAGUAGAAAUACAAAUGUGAGAGGAACAUACGCAUACGAAGCGAGGAUGCGAUAUUAGUUAUAAGGUUAUGGAGAAAAGAGUUUAUGGAGGCUUUUAGGACUCGAAUUAUGAAACCUUCACUAGUAUCAAAUAUGAGGACAAGAGCAACACGAAUCCAAAUUGAGGAUGAGGACGUUGAAUUAACUCAAUGGUGUUAUCAGAAGGAAAACAACCUAUUAAAAUUUUAUAAUAUUAUAAGGAUGUGAAUAUCAAGUAUAAGGAGGAGGAUAAGCAAGCCAAGAUAAAGAGGUCAUAUGAAUUCUAAUGAUGGAAAGGGAAAGUCUUGCACGACUAGUAAGAAGUAUACAAGUGUGAAGAGGACACGUAUACGAAGCCAUGAUGUGGAUUCGACAUUAGCUAUAGGGUUGUGGAAGGAAGAGUGCAUUUGGGCUUUUAAGACUUGAAGUAUAAGACCUUUAAGGACGUGUACAUCAGGUAUGUGGAGAAGGUUCAUGGCAAGCCAAGUUUAAGGAUGGAAAGGGAAAAUCUUAUCUGACUCAUAAGUAGAAAUACAUGUGUGAGGAGAAUUCUCGCAUACAAAGCCAAAAUGAGGAUGCGACAUUAGCUCUAAGGUUGUGGAGAAAAGAGUUCGUAAAGGCUUUUAGGACUCAAAGUGUGAAACCUUCACUGGUAUCAGACAAAGAUUCAAGUAUGAGGAUAAGGGUUCCAAACUUAGGAGUAGGACGUUGAAUUAACUCAAUGGUUAUUAAAAAAAAAACAAGCUAUCAAAAUUUUAUAAUAAUAUAAUGACGUGACUAUCAAGGAUAAGGAGGAGGAUGAGCAAGCCGAGAUGAGGAGGCCAUAUGAGCUCUAAUGAUGGAAAGGGAAAGUCUUGAACGACUGGUAAGAGGAAUACAAGUGUGAAGGGGACAUGCAUAUGAAGCUAAGAUGAUGAUGUGACAUUAGCUCUAAGGUUGUAGAGAGAAGAGUUUAUUUGAGCUUUUAGGACUCUUUAACUAUGAGACCUUAAGGAUGCAAAUAUCAUGUAUGUGGAGAAGGUUGAUGACAAUCCAACUUUAAGGAUGGUAAGGGAAAAUCUUACAUGAAUCGUAAGUACAAAUAUAUAGCAAAGAUGAGGACACUUUUAGGGCUAGAAAUAUGAAACCUUCACUAGUAACAAAUACAGAUACAGGUAUGAGGACAAGGGCAACAUGAAUCCAAACUGAGGAUGAGGACGUCGAAUAAACUCAAUGGGUAUCAAAUGAAAAAUAGUCUAUUAAGAUUUUCUAAUAAUAUAAGGACGUGAAUAUCAAAUAUGAGGAGGAGGAUAAGCAAGCCAAGAUAAGGAGACCAUAUGAGCUCAAUCGAUAGACAGGGAAGGUCUUACAUGAUUGGUAAGAAGAAUACAAAGCCAAGAUGAGGAUGUGACAUUAGCUCUAAGGUUGUAGAGAGAAGAGUUCAAAUAGACUUUCAAGACUCGAAGUAUAAGACCUUCAUUGGUAUAAAAUAGAGAUUAAGGAAUAAGGAUACAGGGGGAUACAAAACCAAAAUAGGGAUGAAGAUGUUAAUUUAACUCAAACAUUGUAAACAAAUAUAGGACCUUCAUUGGUAUAAAAUUUUCAUAAGGUUGACCAGGUAGCUCGGUUGGUUUUGGAUGCAGCUAGUCGUACCACUUAUGUAAGUGGUAGGUCCUAAGCUGGCCGUCCUACCAAAUAUACACCAAAUAAGUGAUGAGUCAGGUCCUAGGUUAACUGACCUAAAAAUUUCACACUAAGUGGUACACUGGUCGGUUAGCCUACCACAUGAAAAUUUUCUAAAUUUUCACAAUUUCUUUUUUUAGAUAUUUGAACAGGAAACAUAGAUUCAACUUAAUCUAAUGUAUUUUUUUUUUAUAAAAUAAACAGUAGCAUUUAGAUCUAUACUUUGAGGAAAGCAAGUUUGUUGCAUGGAUUUGAUGAAUUUACGUACUUUUCAAAGAGUAGCCAAAUGUAUUUGCCUUAGGUUCUUAAAGUUGAAGAGGAGGGUAAAACAUGUAUUAAAAGUUUAGGGUUUAUUAAGGGCGAAAUUCAAUUUUUUAUCUGAAUUAUGUAAGGACGCAAGUAUUAAGUAUGUCGAGAAAGUGGACAACAAGCUAAGAUAAGGAAGCAUGUAGGACUUGUAAGUACAAAUAAAAGUGCGAGGAGGACAUGUGUACGAAACCAAGGUAAGGAUGUGACAUUUGCUCCAAAGUUGUGGAGAGAAAAGUUCAUGUAGGCUUUUAGGUAUCAAACAGAGAUUCAAGAAUAUGGAGAAGGGGGAUUCGAAGCCAAAGUGAGGAUGAGGACAUUAAAUGAACUCAAAAGUUGCAAAAA
Molecule: messenger RNA, 6844 nt
Organism: Mangifera indica (mango)
Lineage: Eukaryota; Viridiplantae; Streptophyta; Magnoliopsida; Sapindales; Anacardiaceae
Exons: 17
Coding region: 834-1505 (223 amino acids)
Source: RefSeq, a predicted model, not a curated record